UCAUCCUAAAAGAUCUUCCCAGGGUCCCAUUAGGGCAAAACCAGAACCUUCUGCAUGGUUAUAAAGGCAGGGUGGGCAUGCCAUUCUGGGCAUUUAAAGUGCAGACUCUAGACUUGUAUGCAUGCGUAGCCUCCUAGGUUAAGAUUUAAAAUAGGCUCUGGGAAACCUACUUUGGUAAUAGGGAGACUGGGGACACUGAUGGUGACUUGAUUCUAGGAUGGGAUGAAGGUAGCGAGGAUGGGAAGCAAGAUGAGGCUAACCUAUGGGGUGUCUCGAUGGCUUCUGAAAAGGGCCUGUCUGCCCCCCAGUACUAUUACUUGUUAUACCGUGAACUUAAGCUGCUCUUGAUGGGAGAGGAGAGAGAAGAUUAUUGUUAACAAACACUGUUGCAGACAGUGCACAUGCUGUCACAUUUAGUCUUCACAACAACCCUGCAGGUUGGGGAUUUACUUCUGUUUUGCAGAUUAGAGAAACUGAGGCUCAAAGAAGUUAGGGGUCCACCUGUGAGCACAUGCACAGGAAGGGGAAGAGCCGCCAUUGGAAGCAGAGCCCUGCCCCUUCCUCCUCACACCUGGCUCCCUGGGAGGCCCCUCCUCUGGCCUAGUACACAGCAUUGUGACAGGCAGUAUGGAAGCCUCUUUCCCGCAGUACUCCCCUCAGAGCCCUUCCUUCUGAGCUGGGAAGGCCAGGUUGUAGUUGGCCAGGUCAGUUUCUUGGGGUUCUGAAUUAGCAACUUUCAGCUGUGUGUUCUUUGACAUUUCUGAGCUUCUCCAGGCCUCAGUUUUGUCACCUGCCACUUGUGGAGGGGGAAGGGGGAAGGGAACCAGUAGAUCCAUAGCCCACCACGGGGCUCUCUGGGUGGUGACUAGCCCUGGGUGCUGGGCAGCCCUCUGGUGAGACAGGCAUAGUGGGAUGCUCGUUGCUGAUGGCUUCUCAAUGGGUCUUGGUGGGGGUCUGAGGACCUCAUUCCACCUGUCUCCUCAGGGGCCAGAGGCUGCUGGCCUGGCUGUUUGUGGCCCCCUCCCUGGGACGGUGGUGGGGUUUGGCCAGAAGCUGUGUAGGUGUCCAGAUGGGCCUUCCCUGGGGUCUUGGACCUGCAAAUGAGUGGUUUUCUCCCUGCCAGGGGCUGUCCCAGUCAGGAGGAACACCUCCUGCCCUCCUCAUUCUUGCAGCCUCAGGAGCUGCUAAGAAGCAGUUGGGCAGGUGGGGAUCCACUCAGUGACUUGUUCCAUGGCAUGUCAUGAGCACGAUUGGCAGGGCCAGGCCAGAUCAGUAAAAAGGUCGAGAGCUGUGAGGCACAGGCCUGCUCAGUGCUCGAAGGGGAGAGGAGCUCAGAUGUCCCCGAGCUGUGUGCCCUUGGGGGUCACUAAGCCUCUCUGAGCUUAUGGAAUUCUCCUGUCUGUAGAAUGGAGAUAAUGACUGUCUCAAGAGGUUGCUUGCACAGUUACAUGAGACAAUGUGUGCAAAGGAUGUGGCACAUGCCUGGCCCUUGGCGAGUGAUCAGGCCCUGACAGCUGUUAUUACCAUCGCUGUUUUAUUGCCCUCCUUUGUUUGUAUGUCCAUCUUAGAGCUCAUUGAGGGCAGGGUCUGGGUCAGAACCCUCUCUUGGCCACUCCUCCUCUUCCUGAUCCUCCCAGGGACAAGUCUGGUUUCAGCCCCAUGAAGCAGCUGGGAUGGGACAUCCUUACCAGGCUGAGGCUGUGUUCAGAGCUGCACAGUCCAGUACAGUAGCCAUUAGCCUCAUGUGGCCAGUUAGAUCCAAAUAAAACUUAAACAUUCAGUGUCUCAGUUGCAGUGACCCCCUGCCAAGUGCUUGGUACCCACAUGCCAUUGGUACCUACCUAUUAAGACAGCACAGGGUAGAAUCUUUCCAUCAUCACAGGAAGUUGUGCGGCGCUGGAGUCUCAGGGACUAUAGCACCAGUAUCAUCCUCACUGUGGCUCAACAGCCACCAGCCGUCUCCUGAGUGCUGGGCUGCCAAGAUAUUUGUACUUAUACAGAAACCGAGUCCCACAGCCCUUCCCGAAUUUCCUCUUGGGUAGCCUUGCUCACCUGGCCAGGGAGGUUGUUUCCUGGCAGUCCUUAUCAGCUUAGGGUGGGAGGGCAGGACUGGGAUUGCACAAAUGCAGCUGCUGCCUCCUGUCCCCACCCUGUUUCUCCAGCCUCUCCUGCCUGUCAAGGAGUCCCAGAGUGCUCUUCCUAAUUCACUGCUGUGGCCAGGGCCGAGGUGACCCAGACACUUUGACCCCACUGCUCCCCUCAUGCCUCUUUCCUCCUGCCCACCCCACUCUCCACCUGAACACGUUCUUGCUUCUCUCACUCCAGGCCUGACUUAUGUGGCUGGUCCUCCGGGAAGCCUUUUCUCAUCUCUCACCCUAAGUGAGCUCUCCUGCCUUGGCGGGGCCCUCCCUCAGACCCCAUUUUUGGCACUCAGCGCCCUCCUCUGUGGGUGUGUUCUUAUAUUUGCUUGUUCUCUUGGUUAGGCACACAGGAGAUAUUCUCUGAGUGCCAACUACAUGUCAGGUCAGUGCUGGGUGUUGGACAGCCAGAGGGGAGCAGGCCUCAGGCCAGGCUUUGCCAACUUCAGGCUGGUGGGGAGGCUGACAGUUGGCCAAACUGUUCCAUCCAGGCCCAGUGCUUGGUCUGGGAUGAAGGCUGCCUGGCUGGAGAGUCAGGAAAGGGGCCCCAGGAAGAGACGCUGAGGUGGAGAGGGUCAGAGCUGCUCUAGGCUGCAGCUGGGUCAGGGGCCAGGGUAGUCUUUAUGGCUGGGGGAAGUGACAGUGAUGACAGGGAGGCUGGGGGACAAUGAGGAUGCAGGUACACUGGGCAAGAGGGGGUUAAAUGUCAUGCAGGGUAGGUCUGAUUGGUGGUACUGGGUGGUCAUCUUAUCUCACUGCUGCACUAUCCCCAGGAGUACAAAAAGGUCUGAAUGAAUCCCAUGUUCCCUAGCCCUACAGCUGGGGACGCAGUAGGGGCUCAGGAGAUGGCUGUGGAAUCAAUGGCCAGAUGCUGAAUGAGUCCCUCAUGGAAAAAGCUGACGCGUGGGGCCUCUCCCUGCCCCUGGAGCUGGAGGCAGCCAUGAGCUCCAGCCGCCCUGAGCCGGGUCCCUGGGCACCCCUGAGCCCCGGCCUUCAGCCCCUGUCCCAGAGCUCUUCCAGCCUGCUGGGUGAAGGCCAGGAACAGAGGCCAGAGCUCCGCAAGAGUGCCAGCAGCACCGUGUGGCAGACCCAGCUGGGCGAGGCCAGCACCAGACCCCAGGCCCCGGAGGAAGAGGGGAACCUGCCUGAGAGCAUGGAGCUGGCGCGGGCCUCUGGCCCCGAGGCACUACCCAGUGCUGGAGGCCACUGGCGGAGCAGCACUGUGGGCAAUGUGUCCACCAUGGGUGGCGGUGACCUGUGUCGCCUGCGGGCCCCCAGUGCUGCUGCUAUGCAGAGGAGCCAUUCGGACCUGGUCCGUAGCACCCAGAUGCGGGGACACAGUGGUGCUCGGAAGGCCAGUCUCAGCUGCUCAGCCCUUGGCAGCAGCCCUGUCCACAGAGCUCAGCUGCAGCCGGGUGGUACUUCUGGUCAGGGUGGCCAGGCCCUUGCAGGCCUGGAAAAGGACCUGGCUCCUGAGGAUGGGACUUCUAACUCAGCCUGGAUGCUGGGGGCGAGUCAGUUGUCAGUGCCACCACUAGACCUGGGGGACACAACUGCCCACAGCAGCAGUGCCCAGGCUGAGCCCAAAGCCGCUGAACAGCUGGCUACCACCGCCUGCCAUGCUCUGCCCCCAGCUGCUCUACUCUGUGGCAUGAAGGAGGUGGGAGCUGGUGGCUGCUGCCAUGCCCUACCUGCCACAGGGAUCCUGGCCUUUCCCAAACUAGUGGCGUCAGUGAGCGAGUCUGGGCUGCAGGCUCAGCAUGGGGUGAAGAUCCACUGUAGGUUGUCUGGGGGGCUCCCUGGGCACUCCCAUUGCUGUGCCCACCCUUGGGGUCCCACCGGGUUAGUCCCAGAGCCUGGCUCUAGGACCAAAGAUGUGUGGACCAUGACCUCAGCCAAUGACUUGGCUCCUGCAGAGGCAUCCCUGCUGUCAGCCCAGGAUGCUGGUGUGCAGGCGGCCCCAGUGGCGGCCUGCAAGGCUGUGGCCACCAGUCCGUCCCUGGAAGCGCCUGCAUCCCUGCAUGUGUUCCCAGAGGUAACACUGGGGUCCAGCCUGGAGGAGACGCCGUCCCCUGUGCGGGAUGUGCGAUGGGAUGCUGAGGGCAUGACAUGGGAGGUGUAUGGAGCUGCGGUGGACCCAGAGGUACUCGGUGUGGCUAUCCAGAAGCACCUGGAGAUGCAGUUUGAGCAGCUGCAGCGAGCGCCCACCAGCGAGGACAGCCUGUCUGUGGAGGGCCGGAGGGGACCACUGCGGGCUGUCAUGCAGUCCCUGCGGCGCCCCAGCUGCUGUGGCUGCUCCAGUGCGGCCCCCGAGUGAGGAGCUGUGGCCCUUGGAGCUGGCCUGGGCCCACUGACUUUGUCCUAGACCUGGGCCAGGGAUGAUGGGGGCUCCGUGCCCCCUGGACCCACCAGCAGCUGGGCACAUCUCUCACCUGAAUAUCGGCUGCCUCCGGACCACAGGACUGCAGCCUGGGGCUUCCUGCCCCACACAGCUGGGCUGUUUUCUUAAGGGCUUGAUUUCCAAGGGCCACAUCUCUGCACCUUGUGGGUUCUGAACUUUGAGACAGGGCUUUAGCACUGUGCAGAGGGGAGAUCCUGAGUUUUCUGUAAAAAAUGACCUUUUGUUCACUCCA
Molecule: messenger RNA, 4771 nt
Organism: Chlorocebus sabaeus (green monkey)
Lineage: Eukaryota; Metazoa; Chordata; Mammalia; Primates; Cercopithecidae
Gene: GPRIN2
Product: G protein regulated inducer of neurite outgrowth 2
Biological process (GO): neuron projection development
Cellular component (GO): plasma membrane
Source: RefSeq, a predicted model, not a curated record